AUAGCGAGAAAAUUUCAUUAGUUUCCCUACCGCAGAAACUUGUUCAGCGUAUUUACGAAUUUUAUAUACUCUUUGGAUUGUUAUCUUCCAACUGGAGCCGCCGUUUCGAGUGAAAGAAGAUUCAUCCGCCGGCACCAGGCGGAAACAGUAUCCUGCAGGGAAGGAUGACCUAUCAAAAUAAGUCCUACUGCAAUAUACUCGUCAUUUGUAACAACAUCAGACCGUCAUCGUCAGCCAAUUAGGGUGCGAUCGAGUGACAACAUAAUUCGUCUUAUUUUCUUUUAUUGCUGGUUGGCUCCGAGUCUCACAUACUUCGCAUCGUAGGAGCAGUAAACGCACGACGUUAGCGGAAAUCAUGAAUAGCAGUAGUGAUACCGGUUCCUCAUUUUGGAAGAACAAUUCGGCACGGAUACCGGGACGCCCAACGAUGGCAACCAGGAUGUCAUCGGGAGCGGUGAGAACUCAGGGGGGAUCGACUUCGGCAGGGGCGAGUAGUUCAUUCCAAGAUUAUCAGGAGUCGGUGAGCGAUGCGUGGGAUCUUGGGGAUGACGAGUUUUGUAUCAUUUCCGGUGUGGUUGACACUCCCCGGAUAUCGAAAAAGGUAUCUCAAUCGGCGGCAUUGAACGUUAUCAAGACUCACAGAACUGGUGGAAAUAGUGAAAAGGGACGAACCGUGGUUGAGACGAUGGUUUGCAGAAGUAUCGCAUCUGAUAUGCGCAAUGCGAUUACAGGAAGCGAUGUAGCCGUAGUCGAAAGUCUGGAUGGGAUGAAGAUUUGCAAGAAUAUAGAUAAUGAAGUCGAAGGAAACGGUGUUCAACAACACGAGGAGUUAAACAACAUGACCGAUAACCGGCUCCGACAGCGGUUCCAUGCUUACCCAGGUCGUCCCCAGCUGCUAAAGCUUUCGUCUCAUAUAGCUUCAAAGGACGUCGAAUGUGAAUCCAAGUACGAGAAGUUUACCAACAUUCUAGACGCCCCUUUGUUGAAUCUUAUCGCCCUGAAGGAAUUAAGCUGGUCAGGGAUCCCGAGGAAGAUGCGUGCCGUUACGUGGCGACUGCUGUCCGGCUAUCUGCCAACGAGUUUGGAGCGCCGAAAUACCGUCCUUGAGCGAAAACGAGUCGACUACCGGAAACUGGUUCAGCAAUAUUUUCACGUUGACAACCGGGACGAAAUCCAGCAGGAUACGUACCGACAGAUCCACAUCGAUGUACCUCGGAUGAAUCCUCACGUAGCGCUCUUCCAGCAAAAGUUAGUCCAGGAAAUGUUCGAACGCAUUCUGUUUAUUUGGGCCAUCAGGCAUCCGGCUUCUGGUUACGUGCAGGGCAUAAACGACCUUGUGACGCCGUUUUUCAUAGUGUUUCUUCAGGAAUCCGUUGGAACUGACAAAGAUCUGGAAAAGUAUCAGUUGGGAGAUCUAUCCGAGGAGCAGCGGGAUAUUAUCGAGGCGGACUCUUUCUGGUGUUUGUCCAAAUUUCUCGAUUGCAUCCAGGAUAAUUACAUUUUUGCCCAGCUAGGAAUACAAGAGAAAGUGAAUCAACUGAAAGAACUAAUCCAACGGAUCGAUGGAACACUGCACCGGCAUCUACAGUCGCAUGGGGUGGAUUAUUUACAGUUUUCUUUCCGCUGGAUGAACAACUUGCUAACCCGUGAACUGCCACUGUACUGUACGAUCCGACUAUGGGACACGUAUCUGGCUGAAUCGGAUGGUUUUGCCGUGUUCCAGUUGUACGUCUGUGCCGCCUUUUUGUUGCACUGGCGUGAACAGCUGCUCCAGGAGAAAGAUUUUCAGGGCUUGAUGCUGCUGCUGCAGAAUCUGCCCACUCACAGCUGGAUGGACUCGCAUAUUGGUGUGCUGGUGGCGGAAGCAUUCCGUCUCAAGUUUACCUACGCUGACACACCGAAACACCUCGAGGGCAAAAGUUGACAGCAUCACAGCGAGCGCAACUACAACUACUGUAAAAAUUAUCUCUAUAAGUUUAUCUGAGGAUCGCCAACGCUAGAUAGUAUCGGCAAUAUUUGCAGUUUCUCUUGUUUUCUUUAUAUUUCUCGUGUCGUUUAGGUCUAUUUUGUUCUAACAUUGGUUUCACACAAAUUGUACGUUGAAAAGAAUUGCGGCGGGCUGUAGACUUUAGCUUAAUUUUAGGAAAAACACAGUAAAACAUAAAUUUCUAUCGAUCAAAUUUUCGUUUUUGGCAAAAAGAUAUGCGAUACGUAGGGAAACGAUUAUUGAACAGGUUAAAAUCCAUUACAUUGUAAAUAGGAAUGCUUCCAUGGGAAGGAAAAGAGUUAUGAAAUUUGUGAAAAAGUUGAAUCAAUGGUUGUUUACCUUUUUAGAUUCCGUGUUGCGUAGAUAUGAACUACAUAAUCGGUACAGACGCGAUACGAAGCUGCGAAAAAACUUCAACUGGAUCAACAAACGCUGAAGGUUAUUGCACAGCGUUAUCAUUUCAAUGUGUCAGAAUUUUUGAAGGAACUGCCAAUAAAGAUCGAAGAAUCUACUCUCCGAGAAAGGAAUAAUGAAUUUCAAAGAAACGCGGCAAAGCAAACCGUUUAUCGAUGGUAGAAAGGACUACAAAUAGAUGUUAUGAUUUUUUUAUCAUUAUUGCGGAUUGCAAAUUAUAUUUAGAUAUACAUAGUGUUUUAUAGGAACAAUAAAUCCGAUAACUCACCACUAGAGAAGGGAUUACGAUUGGAACAUUCAGAAGGGAUGACAAAAAUGAUAACGAAAACAUGAUAAAACCAAUUAUACACAGAGGUAAUCAAAUUAGAUAAUAAAAACAUACACGUUAA
This is a messenger RNA of Toxorhynchites rutilus septentrionalis, 2790 nucleotides long. RefSeq names its product TBC1 domain family member 22B (gene Tbc1d22). Gene Ontology annotation, biological process: activation of GTPase activity. Bases 356 to 1924 code for a protein of 522 amino acids. Lineage: Eukaryota; Metazoa; Arthropoda; Insecta; Diptera; Culicidae. Gene Ontology annotation, molecular function: GTPase activator activity. The record is from RefSeq and is a predicted model, not a curated record. The transcript has 5 exons.